Messenger RNA from Syngnathus typhle (broad-nosed pipefish), 4192 nucleotides. It is a transcript of the gene cckbra, whose product is annotated as cholecystokinin B receptor a. Gene Ontology annotation, cellular component: membrane. Gene Ontology annotation, biological process: neuropeptide signaling pathway. The transcript has 4 exons. The record is from RefSeq and is a predicted model, not a curated record. Lineage: Eukaryota; Metazoa; Chordata; Actinopteri; Syngnathiformes; Syngnathidae. Gene Ontology annotation, molecular function: neuropeptide receptor activity; gastrin receptor activity. The coding region runs from base 489 to 1607 and encodes 372 amino acids.
UAUGGCACUCCUAAACCUCUGCUCCUAGUACUUUCACGUCACCUCGCUUGGAUAACAAGGGAAAGUUCCUGUAUGGAAAAUCAAGAAUAGAAGAGGGCCCCACUUGGCUAAAGCAGUUAUGAUGCUGAUAAUGACACUUGUAAUGUCAGUGCAGCGUGUAACUUGGAAGCAGCAUCCUGAUUGGCUCUUAUGAUGCCGGGGGUGGCAGAGAGAGAGGAAAAGAGCGAGCUCGAAAGCUCGAGCUUCAUUCCUGCACUGUUGUGUCUCAGUCUCUGCAGUGGACGUUGCGCGUCACUGCUCCAUCCUGCUCACAGAGCAAUCACACUUCCUUCAACCGUCUUUAAACAAACAAAACAAAAACAUUAGUACUAUUUAACUCUGUUUCCAGCCCAAGUUUUUCAAUACCUUGACGUCUUGAAUCCAUCCAAGGGCAACGGCGGCUCCGUGAUCGCUAGUGCGUGCAGGUGCGAACCCAGACGGCGCAAGGAAUGUCCCUGCAGGAGGUAAACGUGAGCGCGUUGGAGUCGCCCGGCUGCGUGGAGAUGUGGAAUAUCAGCGUGGAAGUGGCCGGUUUCAACAUGGGCUGCACAAACAGAUCCGCCGUCCCGAAAUCCAGACCUAAAGGGCUCUCUGUCAGCAUUUCCACCUUCAGCCUGGUGGCUAUUGCCAUUGAGCGAUACAGUGCCAUCUGCAACCCGCUGAAGUCCAGAGCGUGGCAGACGCGAUCCCACGCAUACCGUGUUAUCGCCGCCACCUGGGUGCUCUCUCUGCUCAUCAUGAUUCCCUAUCCGGUGUUCAGUAUCAUCAAGACUUUCCCCAAGGCCAACGGCACCGUGGGCCACAUGUGUCGCCUCACCUGGCCCAGUCACCACGCCGAGCAAAGCUGGUAUGUGCUCCUGCUGUUCAUUCUGUUCUUCAUUCCUGGCGUGGUGAUGGCUGUAGCCUACGGCCUGAUCUCCAGAGAGCUUUAUCGAGGCAUGCGCUUUGAAAUGAAGCAGAACAAAGCAGAGACCACUGAGCUGAAAAAUGGAACUAUCCCAGAGUCAAAUGACGAGGACGACGAUGACGGUUGCUACGUUCAGGUUCCCCCAAAGUCCUCCGCCAUGGAACUCCCUCCCCUCCGGACCUCUGCGUCGUCCUCCACGGCCACGAGCGCCGCUUCGGCGCCGCCCAAGACCGAGCGCGCUCGCAGCAACACGUCCAACGCCAAGUUGCAGGCCAAAAAGCGAGUCAUCCGCAUGUUGCUGGUGAUCGUGGCGCUCUUCUUCAUUUGCUGGAUGCCGCUGUACUCGGCCAACACCUGGAAGGCUUUUGACCUGAAGGCGGCGUCCAAAGCCCUAACGGGCAUCCCCAUUUCCUUCAUCCACCUGCUGUCCUACACGUCGGCCUGCGUCAAUCCCGUCAUCUACUGCUUCAUGAACACGCGCUUCCGCAAGGCCCUGCUGUCCACCUUUGCCCGCUGUUGUCGCAAUCGCCUGUGUCGCAAGUGCUGCCCGUCUCUCCUGGAGGCGGGCGAGGAGGGCACCACCGGUUAUUCCAUAGCCACAACGAUGGCGACUUCCGUGUCCAAGUACAGCUACACCACCGUCGGCUCCACGCCCACCUGACCAACCUCCGCAAGAGCCGAGACGGGUGCCGUUGUUUUGCUUUGUAUUUAAAAAUGUCAUCAUCCGCUGAGCAAUGUUUUUUUUUAAUGCCUUUUUUCCCCCAUUACUCAUUUUGAGAGGAUGUUGUAGAAUGUUGGACUGAUGAAUGCGCCGGAUGAAUCUGCAACAAUUGCUUAGUUAUUCUGAAGGAAAGUGCCUCACUUUUUGUUUUUUUUCACAGAUUAUUUAUUUCAUAUUAUUCUCCUAGAAAGACCAAAAUGGAUCGUCCUCCCCUCAACGCAGGUCUUGUUUUCUAUCAACUUUUUUGUUGUGCUGUCUAUUGUCAUGGGAAAUGUGCAACCUACACACUUGAAUUUUGGGCAAACGGAAGACUCCACACUGGACUGCUUGCCUGUCAGUGGGAAUUGAUCCAUCACCAGCCUGUCCCAAAGUCAGUUCUGCAAACAGAUACCACCACUACCUUUGGUGUAUCUGAAUUCUCAAUUUGGGUUCUUUUACUUCCUUGUUUCAAGUGUCUGCAAAGUCUGAACAUGUGGGUAAAAAUACAACGUUGAACAUUUUCAAUGACCAAAAUGUUCUUGGACUCGAUGGAACAAAUCCGCAUUGCCUUCAAUUUUGGUACAUUAGUCGGUUGAUUUAAAUAACCACUGGGUUAAUUAGUUAACUCUUUCUUCCCUUGAAGAAAAAUGUGUUGAAUUGAAUGGAAAAAUGUUUGAUUGUCCCAAGUGUCCAAACUUUACCCACACCCUUGAUGUGGGCAAAUAUAAAACCCAACCGAGAGCAAUUUUGCCUUAUUACCUCAUAUUUGUAAGAGGCUUGUUUUGAAACAAACCGCAGCAUUCAUGUUAUUCCCUAACGCAGCUGAAUUUCGAAUGUUCUGGGAAUACGUAUGCUUCCAUGCAAAUCUGCUUUCGUCAGCUUGAUUAGCUUUCCCGGCUACUCUCUACCUUUGACCCCGGGAGCCAAAUGUGCUUGUUUUUACCUAAGCUGUUUUCGUUCAAUGCAUAAUAUUUUGGCUCGGCAAAGAAAAUUGGCCUUUUCAAAUGAUGUCAAAUAAUGAAAAGGUGCUUCCUCUCCAAUAUGGGUAGGAAAAGUGGUGUUGAAUUUCUUUUUCAAGUAUUGCUGAUGCAAGUCUCGAACGUGAAACUGCAGUAAACUUUUGUUGCUUGACCACAGCUGCUGCAAAGGAUGAUUGGUAGCCGAAUAUCAUCUCCCUAAAUGAUGGUAGGCAGUAACCGAUGCUAACAGUGGGAUAUUGAAUUCGAUCGACGCCCCUUGUGAAAUACAAAUAGCCUUGUACUAAGGGACAUUUCGAAGCAAAAACUAGAAUCGAUAUAAAAGCAGAUGUAAUUAGGCAAGUGGUCUUUGUACAGGACGUUUAUUGGGAUUAUUUGAAUUAGUCAUAUCCAAAUUGCAUGUUUUUUUGUUUUUUUUAAUUAUAAGGUGACAUGGUGACAUAUAGGAAGAAAAAUACUGAAAUGAUCUCCUUUGAGAUAUCGUUUUGGCAGCAUAUUGCAAAUCUUUUUCAAUUGAUGGAAGUCAUAACAUCGCAGGAGAAUUCUAAUCCUGAUCUUGGUGUUGCCUUUUUAAUUUAUUACUCUUGUAAUCCCUCAAGGUGAAAUUCAACUGGCGCUCUGCUGUGUACACUAUUUGUUGUUCAACACACAGAAGCACACACGCAGGCAUGCAUCUAAAGAAAGGGGCCAUACAAACGCUUACAUGGGACCCAAGCUGUGACCCUCCAUUCCAAAGACAAAUCCAAUUAUAUCUGCCUUUCAGAUUGCGAACAAUUCAGAACUGUCCGUAGGGACAACAUCCGUUUUUACAUGUAUUGACAUUAAGUGCUCACUAGGGACAUUUCCAAUCCAGUCCACUCAAUCUCAAUGGUUAAAAAAAGUAGUUUUUGUUGGUGUUGAAAUGUAGAAGUAAUGUAAAAUAAAAGCAAGGCAUCACACCAAUGCUUGGAAAUAGUGAACUCCAACUAGUUGUUCAGUAAAGUAAAAUCUAGGACUUGCAAGCCGUUCAAGCAACCAGCAGUCAAUUGGUCGUCUAUUAUUCAUACUGGCCUGCUGAAAUGAGUAAAAAUUGCUUUUGGGUUUUUUUUGCUCGGUUUGUCCCCGUGAAACAUCUGUCAUGGAAUUGCUAUGUGGCUCAUGUCUGCGUCAAUAAACAUUGUGUGAAAAACAAAACCAGGUUUGGAGACAGGGGAGGGAAGGGGAAGGGCUUGCUGACCUCAUAUUUAUUCAUAUCAAAUAAUAUAUAUUUGUUCGUCUAUGUGGAUGGUAACCAAAGCUUGGAUUUUUUUAAUAAGAAUUUGCCACAUCUGGUGCCUGCUUGUACUAUGUUGUUCAAUUAAUGUUCAAUUAAAUAUAUUUGUUUAACGUGAACAUGUUGAAAAUAACUCUGUGGUUGGUUCUUGAGAUGAAUCGUGUUCAAUGUGAUGAUUGUGUCCCGUGCUUUACGCUUCUGUCUUGUUUAUAUUUCAUGUAAUAAAAUGGGAAGUUGUACUUGUGUAUGUGUACAUAUAAAAACAACAGGUUAGUUUUCUUAAAGGAGUUCAUUCCUUGCCUUUCGCCUGUCUAAUG